AUGACUUCUUCCUUUCGAGUGCUUCUCUUUCUCUUUCUCUUUCUCCUCCGCGAAGCCAAUCGUUGAUCCUUUCGAGCUUGAGAGGUUUCAUUUCUGAUUGAGCAUAAUAAUGAUUUCAUUGAGUCCAGCUGCUGCUCCUUCACUCACAGCGGUACCCAAGAAAACUCUAGGAGGAAAAAACAGUGGCCUGGGCCAGAAACAGAAACUUCAAAUUACAAAAUCAGGAUUGGUAGUGCCUAGUGUGCAACUUCAAUUGUUCCAUCAUGGACCAACUUCAUAUGGUCGGCAUUCUGCUGCAAUGAUUUGUGCUGCGUCUUUGAAUGCUAGGUGUGGUGCAGAGCAAACCCAGACAGUGACACGUCAAUCAUCAACAAUUACAAUUGCACCAAUUCAAGGCAAGGAGAAAUCGCCUGAACUUGAUGAUGGGGGCACUGGAUUCCCGCCACGUGACGAUGAUGAUGGCGGUGGAGGCGGUGGUGGCGGAGGGGGCCCUGGCUGGUCUGGUGGCUUCUUCUUCUUUGGUUUUCUUGCAUUUCUGGGCAUGCUAAAGGAUAAAGAGAGCGAGGGGCCCUACAGAGACACUAGCCGGCGGUGAUCAGUCAUUCUUCCAAAUUACUCAGAUAUGCGUGUAUUUCCGGCCGUUCUUAAUGUACUAAACUAAACAAUGACAUAUUAUAGUACUUGUAACGAGAUUAUUCUUGCACUAUGAAAAAUGUUUAUUUGUUCAAGUGUUGGCUUGAUAGCAUAAGUGCUUCAUGCAUUCCAACUUCUA
Messenger RNA from Dioscorea cayenensis subsp. rotundata (Guinea yam), 772 nucleotides. RefSeq names its product protein YELLOW LEAF 1, choloroplastic-like. The record is from RefSeq and is a predicted model, not a curated record. Lineage: Eukaryota; Viridiplantae; Streptophyta; Magnoliopsida; Dioscoreales; Dioscoreaceae. Gene Ontology annotation, cellular component: chloroplast. The transcript has 5 exons. Gene Ontology annotation, biological process: thylakoid membrane organization; chloroplast organization. Bases 110 to 595 code for a protein of 161 amino acids.